CUGAUUUUGAACUUUGCAGAAGUAUGUGCAAACUUUAUCAGGCAGGUGUGGCUCUGCUGCUGCUGCUGUGGGAAUAAACCACCAAAUCUCUGCCUUUUUUUCUUCACAUCGGACAGUGUUGAAGUACUGGUCCGCCGCUCUGCUACAGGAACUAUAUUGCGAAGUUUGUGUCUUCAGCUCACACAGAUACGAUGGAGUCGACUGUGGUGAACCUGUACAACCAGUUUCAGAUUCUCAGAGCCCAUGUAGACGGUCUGAAUGAGGGCAUUGAACCACAGUUUCUCCAGAUGGCAGUGAACUUUGAGGACUGCCGUAAGAAGUGGUUGCGGGCAGGUGAGGAGCUGGUUUCCUGUAAAGAGAUGCUGACUAAAGCAGAGACUGAGAGGGGAGCCCUGGAGGUCAAACUAAAACACGCUCGGAACCAGGUGGACGUGGAGAUCCGGCGGCGGCAGAAGGCUGAGGCAGUCUAUGAGAAGCUAGAGCGACAGCUGCAGCUGAUCAGAGAGCUGCUGAUUUCAGAGAACAACGGCAGCAGUAUUCACCUAAGUGAGGAACAACGCUCAGCCCUGGCCUUCCUUAGUGCCCACUCCCAGGCAGCACAAGCUGCUAAUACCAACCUCAACUCCAGCCGAAGAUUAACUACUAUCGAUGAAUCAGCUUCUUUGCUUUCAGACAUCAGCUAUGACCAAACGGACGACUCUCUGGACUGGGAUUCCUCUGUGAUGAAGAAUGUGAGACUGCGCAAACGGCAGAAACGACGUUCGUCCAGAAGACGUUCUGAACUGAACUUACAGUCUGUGAAGAAACCACGAUCCGCUGGAUGUCCGUCAGACAGGAUGAAUGAGUCCAUUGUGGCCAAAACAACCAUCACGGUGCCUGUAAAUGGCGGCGCUGUUGAGGCCGUCUCCACCAUUGAAACUGUGCCCUACUGGACACGCAGCAGAAAGAAGAGUGUGGCUCCACAGUGGGGCGAUACGACAACUGACCAAUCAGAGACUGUGAGUGAGACUCCCAGCACACCAGUCCCAGAUUAUCCAGCCCAAGGCCAAACCCCCAGAGCUAAUAAAGGAGGAAAGAAGCACCAUUUCAUGCCCAAAACUGUUAUCAAGUCUGAGUUCUGUAUGCCAUGUGGAAAAAGAACAAAGUUUGGCAAGCUUUAUCUCCGCUGCCAGGAUUGUAGGAUUGUGACCCAUCCAGAGUGUCGUGACCACUGUCCCCUGCCCUGUAAUCCCACAGCUGUUAGUACUCCCAUCAAGAACACAGAGGCCACCCUGGCUGACUUUGCUCCAGCCACCACCCCACAGAUCCCAGCUUUGGUUAUCUACUGCAUUAAGGAGAUUGAACGCAGAGGCCUACAUGAGGUUGGCCUGUACAGAGUUUCUGGCCAGGAGCGGAUGGUGAAAGAGCUGAAGGAGAAGCUCAUUAGAGGAAAGACUCUGCCUCCCCUGAACAAAGUGGAAGACAUCAAUGUCAUUACAGGUGUCCUCAAAGACUUCCUCAGAAACCUUCCAGAGCCACUGCUCACCUUCCACCUCAACAAAGCUUUCAUGGAAGCAGCUGAAAUCCAGGACGAUGGCAACAGUCUUGCCAUGUUGUAUCAGACAGUCAGUGAGCUGCCUCAACCCAACCGAGACACGCUGGCCUGCCUGAUGAUCCAUCUGCAGAAAGUGUCUCAAAGUGUGGAUACCAAGAUGGACGUAAACAACCUCGCUAGAGUGUUUGGCCCCACCCUUGUGGGUCAUGCUGUCCCUGAACCAGACCCUAUGACCAUCCUGCAUGACACCAGUAGACAGCCAAAGAUUAUAGAGCGCUUGCUCAGUAUUCCAGGAAGCUACUGGAGCCAGUUUGCCUACCCAGAUAACGUAGGCAUGGAUAACGCUCAGCACGCUGGCACUCCAAACCAAAAAGUGAGCAUAUUGGGACCCGUGACGACUCCAGAGCACCAGAUGAUGGCGAAAACACCUUCUUCCAGCUCGUUGUCUCAGCGCAUGAUGCAGACCCUGUCCAGUACCACCCUGUUUGGGAGCAAGAGCAAAGCAUCAUCUGCCUCACACCGCCAGGGCAACUUCUUUGCUUCUCCACAGCUGAAAUAAAGGAAUAAAAGGAAAAAAAAUCUCACUCACAUUAUACUCCUGGGUUACAUACUGCAAAACCAGAAUAUAUAUCUACAUAAUCAUGUGGGAGAUUUACUGUGCAAUUUUGGCAAUGUUACUAGUUUUCUUUUUCUUUGAAAUGUUUCAAGAAAACUUUUUAACCAGAUUUUUUUUCUAUGAAAACAUACAAGAUGUGCAUUGUUUUUUUUUUUCUAUCUGUGAUUACUAAUGUUUUAUUGUCGACCAAAACUGUGGUAACAUCUUUGUGACUGUUAGUUGUUUCAAGGUUUUAAUGACCAAGCAACCAAUCUAAACUAAUUUGAGGAUCAAUAUCUUCGACCUUGUGUGUAAUGUUCAAAAGCUGUGAAUUCACUGGUGUCUGUUUUGAACCUGUGGUUAUAACCACAAUGACAGCGAUGCAGCAGCACACAUAAAACACACAACUGGAAUGAACAGGGAGGAAAGGAGCUGCAUUUUUGGCCAGUGUCUUUUUGGCUUUGGUUGCUUUGUCGUCCUAAAACAUUUGUUUGAAUGAUUUAACAUUUUAUUUUCUAUUUAUGUUGAUGUUCCUAAUGUAAACCAAUCAUGACUAUUUUAACUUGUGAACACUUUAACAGUACUACUAUGCAAACACUGACACUGAUGUGGAAUGUCGUUGCAUUUUGCACCCUCUGUAAAAAAAAAAACAAAAAAACAGUGUUUUCUACUUUGUAAUGUAAACCACUAGAGGCUGCUGUUGCACCACUUUUGAUAUGUAAGCCUUUACUAAUAGAGAAGAUAUACUAUAUAUUAUGCACAUAACCAGUCAGAAUCACCGACACUCCUUACAUUGAUAUACUGGUAGAUCAUUUAAAAGUUAUUCUGCUAACACAGUGCAGUACAGUCUAAGACUCACAUUAAUAUGGGCAUCACAAAAUAAAAUCUGGAGCUGCAUAAAUUUAUGGAUGUGAAAACUGAUUUGCAUGCACACCUACUGCAGUAUUUGUUACCACAGUAGCUCUAUUGUACUGUUAAACUAUCAGUGUGCAACAGAAGUUAGUGUUCCUGAAAAAUUGUCCCUCUGCUGCUCUCAUCAUCACCUUUGGCAGAUAUUGAUGCUAGCGAUUCAGGUAAGACAAGCUAUUCUGAGCGAGAUGAUUAUGUUGAUGAAAACUGACUCUCAAUAUUGACUCACUGAAACAAAAUCCAGCUAUGUUUGAAGCUGUAAGACUCCUGCAUUGUUUUUUUACAUAUGAUACUUAUUGUACAUUUAUUCCUUUUAUAUGAUUCUGUUUUUUUAAUGAAACAUUUUGAUUGUCUGCCUUCUGCCAAAGAUCUUGUGGACUGAAUGUAUACAAAAGUCCACUGCGGAGCUAAAAAUAAAAGAUUUUCCUUUGUC
This is a messenger RNA of Amphiprion ocellaris (clown anemonefish), 3471 nucleotides long. RefSeq names its product rac GTPase-activating protein 1-like. Bases 192 to 2093 code for a protein of 633 amino acids. The transcript has 17 exons. Lineage: Eukaryota; Metazoa; Chordata; Actinopteri; Pomacentridae. Gene Ontology annotation, biological process: signal transduction. The record is from RefSeq and is a predicted model, not a curated record.